AUGAAUCCUUCUGAUCCAAUGCUUUUCGCCGUUCAAGGAAGCUACGGUUUGAGUGCAAAAGCGGAAGCAAAUGCCGCGAUGGCGGAUCGCGCGCGGCGCGCCGCACCCGCCGACGACGGUACCGUGCGGAUUAACGGUAUCGUUCUUCCGGCUGACAUGUCUGAUGAGUUGAAAACGCUCAAUGUGAAGCUCGAGGAUACCGCUGUUGAA
Messenger RNA from Ostertagia ostertagi, 210 nucleotides. Lineage: Eukaryota; Metazoa; Nematoda; Chromadorea; Rhabditida; Trichostrongylidae. The record is from the annotation of a GenBank genome assembly.